Messenger RNA from Cherax quadricarinatus, 2139 nucleotides. RefSeq lists its product as uncharacterized. NCBI's taxonomy places the organism in Eukaryota, Metazoa, Arthropoda, Malacostraca, Decapoda, Parastacidae. The record is from RefSeq and is a predicted model, not a curated record.
CUGAAGGUCGACACUCGGCUUGAGAAGCAGCAGCAGCAGCAGCAGCUGACCAAGGUUGUGUGUGACCUCAAACAACUCGCCUAACCCACCCAACAACUCCCAGUAAGUGAACAACUACCACCAUCACUGAUUACCCAACUACCGCUGAGAUGAUUUGCUGAAGAACACGAGACAACAACACUAUAAUGAUCAGAGUCUGGUGUCUGAUGAAGGGGAGACUAUGGUGGAUGACUUGUCUCACUCUCGUCACUGUUGCAGUCCAGAGCGAGGCCGAGGAUCAAGAAAAGCGCCUGGCAGGAGGGUCACAAGCAGAUGAAACUGAAUUAGGGGUGAGAGAGGGGGGCGAGGCCCCCAGAGAGGCCAGGUCUCCCCCUUCCCUGACGUCCCUGAUGCUGCCUUCCUUAAGGACUGGCCGGGCAUCCUUCUGGGCUAUGCGUGGCAAGCGUCCAACCGAGGAGGGUGCUCAAUCUUGGCUUCCCUUUGACGGCGACGCUGAAGUGGCUGUAGGGACAACCGAUGGCUCCUACUGGGUACCUAAUACCCAGAACGUCCCACAUCAUUACCUGCCCUUCUACUGGGGAUCCGAGCCGAACCCGUGGGGAGAGACGCCCCUCACACGGUGGUCACAGACAAGCCUGAACGAUGACUCUCAAGAACUCUCCUCGUACACCUUUCAACCCCUCCCCUACACCCCACAGAUUUCCCCUGACACACCCCUACUCUCCCCCCACACUGGAGGAAAGAGACAAGAUGGCGGCCCCUUCUGGAUCACUCGAGGCAAGCGAGCGACGGAAAAUAACAGAUAUUGGGGUAACAAUCCUUGGAUAACUGGUAAAAACGUACAAGAGGACGAUAACGAGGUCAUGGCCUCAUACUCGAACACCGAUGACAUGCUCUUUGGAAAGCAAGAGGGUGGAGGACCCUUCUGGAUUAACCGGAACAAGAAGCCAUAUGUGGAUACCCUAGAGGAAGAGGCAUCUCCUCUGAGGAACCAAGUGAGCGAGGCAUCACGGGACAAGAACUUCUGGGUGGCCAGAGGUAAGAAGGAUGACCCAGGAACACCUCCAUUCUGGAUUUCCAGGGGCAAACGAAACGACGAGAACGUCACAUCAUUCUGGAUUGCUAGAGGCAAAAAGAACGAUGAAGUCCCACCUUUCUGGAUAGCCAGAGGCAAGAAAGUAGUAGUUCAUCCAUUUUGGGUAGCCAGAGGCAAGAAAGAGGUUAAUCCAUUCUGGGUAACAAGAGGCAAGGAAGAAGCAGCAGCUCGUCCAUUUUGGAUAGCAAGAGGCAAGAAAGAAGUCCAGCCAUUCUGGGUAGCAAGAGGCAAGAAAGAGGAAGAAUCUCACCCGUUUUGGGUAGCCAGAGGCAAAAAAGGAGAAACUAAUCCAUUUUGGGUCUCAAGAGGGAAGAAAGAUGGCGAGACUCAUCCAUUUUUCUUAUCAAAUGGGAAGAAACAGGACAAAGCACAUCCAUUCUGGGUAGCAAGAGGUAAAAAACUAGUCAAUUACCCUUACUGGGUGGCGAGAGGGAAGAAAUCAGUCUCUUCCCCGUACUGGGAGUCCCAAGGAGGUAGAGAGGACCCCUGGGAGUCCUCUGAGGAGACCCCUGUGAGUUACCUGCUACAUACACUGCUACAACAGAACGACACUCUGUUGGAGGAGCCCCGAAGUAAGAGGGCCGCCAGGCAGGAAGGUGACUCCCUCACAGAGGAAUCCACAGCUCUCAGCAGCUAGAUAUGUGCAACAAUAUGUAUUAUUUAGGGGAUCAGACACAUACGUAAACAAUCCUCCAGCCACUGCUUCCUCUUAGUUCAUGUGUCUGUGAGGGAUCGAGAUCCUCUUACGAUGCCAGACCCAUGAAUUCUGUCAAUACAUCAUGAGAAUCCCUAUUGUCUUGGGGAUCUCUAUGAAUCUGUCACCACACCACGGAAAUCCCUAGGGACCUGUUGCAUUGCUGAGGACAUCCCUAGGUACCUACCGCUAUAUCGCGGAAAUAUCCAAGAACCUGUGGCUAUCCUGAGAUAAUGGAAGGUCCUGGUUGCAUGUGGAAGGACGACCUGGUAGCUAGGUAUCCCUCCAGUAAGAUGUAUGGGACACAGAUGUUGGAUCUCAGAUUUAAAAUUCCGAGCAUCGAUAAAAA